GUCUCUGGGGGCACCAUCAAAGAGCUGAUGGAGGCCCUGCGACAGAUGGGCUACACAGAGGCCAUUGAAGUGAUCCAGGCAGACUUCUGCACCCCGGAAACCACAGCCUCCAGCCCUGUGACCACUGCUCAGGCCCACAUGCUGCCUCUCUCAUCUUCUUCCACAAGGCAGCACUUAGAUGAGCUCCGGGACAGUGACAGCAUCUGUGACAGUGGUGUGGAGACAUCCUUCCACAAACUCAGCUUUACAGAGUCUCUGCCUGGAGACAGCUCACUGCUAUCUCUGAACAAAAUGCCCCACAAUUAUGGGCAGGAAGGACCUAUAGAAGGCAAAAUUUAGCCUGCUGGCCAUUUCCCACACUGUGUAAACCAAAGCCUGAAAUUCCAUUGCAUCAAUCCAGAGGAGGAAGGCAGAGUGAAUCCAAAGGUGCUGGAGGAUUACCGGCCCACCGGGUCAUUCUUGAUUUCAUUCAAGGCCUUCCGAAUUUGGCUUCCUUUCUGGGUUCUAAAAUGAACUUUAGUUGUCACAUUCAGAUGGUAUCUAGCAAUCACAGCACUCAGCUGUGGCUUGGGGUAUGGUGGCUUGAGCUUUUCCAGCUGCUCCUGGAUUACACUUGCUUUGUGUUGUUGCUGCUGUCCCUCUGCUGGGUCCCUGCUGUCAUUAAAAGGUAUCACUGUCCCCACCUGGUGUUCUUUCUAGCCAUCUACAGUACAGUUGUGCAUUCAAAUUAAGGUUAAGGAAAAAGAUAUUUUUAAAUGAGUACCUUGAUGAGUAAUAAAAAAAGAUUGCUUUUUCUAAUGUGGUUUAUCUGUGAUUUUAGAAAAACACAUGAACUUAACAAUAUUUAAAAGAUGCUACAAUCCAUGCUGAGAAUAUUAUUUCCCCUUCUGCAUUUUACUAUUGUAAAUAUGUUUUCUAAAUCAAAUACUUUAAAAGAAAAAUGUUGGAUUUAUAAAUGCUAUUUUUUAUUUUACUUUUAUAAUAAAAGGACAAGCACAUUGUUGACCUCA
Molecule: messenger RNA, 1010 nt
Organism: Cricetulus griseus (Chinese hamster)
Lineage: Eukaryota; Metazoa; Chordata; Mammalia; Rodentia; Cricetidae
Source: RefSeq, a predicted model, not a curated record